GCUCACACACCUGUUGCUUGCGAGAUUGAAAUAAAUUCGAAUAUUUAUAUAUUGAAAAUGCAGCGAUUUAUACAAAUAUUUGGUAAACAGAAAUGCAAAAUUAUAGGCAUGAUACAUGUGGAUGCGCUGCCAGGAACGCCGCAAUAUGCCGGCAACUGGGAGAAAACCAUUGAGAAGGUCGAACAUGAGGCGCAGCUGUAUAAGCAGCACCAACUGGAUGCUGUGCUUAUCGAGAAUAUGCAUGACAUUCCUUAUGUGCAGGAUCGUCUAUUGGGUCCAGAGAUUGUGGCCUGUAUGACGCGACUGUCGCAAGUUGUGCGCCGCAUUCUACCCCGUGAAACACCCUGUGGUGUGCAAGUGCUUGCCUGUGGCAAUAAACAUGCACUGGCUGUUGCCAAGGCCAGUCAAUUGCAGUUUAUACGUGCCGAGGGAUACGUCUUCGGUCAUGUGGCCGACGAGGGCUACACAAAUGCCUGUGCCGGCGAUCUGUUGCGCUAUCGAAAACAAAUCGAUGCCGAGGAUGUUUUGGUAUUUACGGAUCUGAAGAAGAAGCACAGUUCACAUGCCAUUACUCAAGAUGUUAGCUUAUUGGAAACAGCGCAUGCAGCUGAAUUCUUUCUCACAGAUGGCAUUAUCAUCACAGGCACAGCAACUGGACAGGCAGCUAGCUCCAAAGAUCUGCAGGAUCUUUCUGGCAAACUGAAAGUGCCGUUAAUCAUUGGCUCUGGCGUCACCAAAGACAACAUAAAACAAUACUACAAUAAGGCGCAAGCGGUUAUUAUAGGCUCACACUUUAAGUACAACGGCAGCUGGCAACAGGAUAUUGACGAGCAGGCUGUAGAGAAUUUCAUGCAUCGCAUAUGUGAACUGCGCGCAAAGAAAACAUUAUUUACCUAGAAAACUUUAAUAAAUUUGCCGCGAAAAGGUCGAUAAAUUA
Messenger RNA from Drosophila innubila, 937 nucleotides. RefSeq lists its product as uncharacterized. The transcript has 3 exons. The coding region runs from base 58 to 897 and encodes 279 amino acids. The record is from RefSeq and is a predicted model, not a curated record. NCBI's taxonomy places the organism in Eukaryota, Metazoa, Arthropoda, Insecta, Diptera, Drosophilidae.